GGGCCUUUUAUAGGGACCUGGGGUAAUAACAAGGGGGAGAAGGUGGGGUUUUAUGGAGGUUCUAGGGUGGAAAGGUGCGAGGGGUUUUAUGGGGGGGGUUCUAUAUGGAAGGAAGGAUAUGAUAUGAAGGAAGGGAUGGGGGGGGCCUAGAGCAAUAACAAGGGGUGAAAGGUUCUGAGGUAAUGACUAGGGAAGGGUCCUCGUUUUCGAGGUCGAAACAAAACUUUGAGCCGCCGCGAAGUACGGAAGGGUUUGCGGGGGUUGCCCUCCCCGUCGGAGCUUAAGCACCCUGGGGCCGCUUGGGCCUGGGUGAGCGGGGAAGAGGCCGCCCCGGCUCCCCGCCGAAGGAAAGAGGACAUUCUCAACGAGGUUGAGGGUAGGAGGCGAGAGGAGAGGAAGGUCAUGGUCAGCCCCGGGAUCCGCGGCUUCCCCGUAGCUGGGAGGGCGCGAGCCCCAAGGAUCCUCACCUUCCUAGAGGCCGGCGCGCUCCCCUCGGCUGGCGGCCACGGAGACGGCCCGGGGCAUGUCCGUGGAGGGGACGCCCGCGGAGCCAGGCGCUUCAGCAGGCGGCACCACCCAGCCCAGGUUCAGCCCCUCUGGGCGGCCGCUGCCAUCUUGGGCCGGAGGCUGAGAGCAAACGGCGGAACGACGAUGCCCCGGUCCCGGUUCCGCACCCGCUGCUGCUGCUACUACUGCUGCUGCUGCUGCCGUGGCGGAGCCUCGCGGCCGCCCGCCUCAUCUUCCUGCCCGGGGGCGCGGCGCGGCGCGGGCUCGCGGGGCCUACGGGCGGCGCGGGCUCCCGCGGCCACGGCGGUUGGGGGCCAUGCGCGGCGCCGGGUGCGCGCGAGGACGAGAACGAGGCGGCGGCGGCAGCGGGAGUGGGAACUGCGGGAGGUUCGGCCCUCGGCUGCCUGCGCCGAGGCUGCUGCCCGUCCAGUCCGCAGCUACUCCAACUACCACUGGCGCGAAGACCCGGCCCUCAGCCUCCAGCUCCUCCUUCCCCUCCUCCUACUCCUCCUCCUCUUCCGCUUUGCCUUGCCUGGCCUGGCCUAGCGGCCUUCGUUCCCCUACUGCUGCCACUGCUACUGCUGUCGCCGCCGCCGCCUUAGCAGCGCCGCCGCGCGCCGGAACCCAGGGCUAACCCCAGCCAGCGCAAGCUAGCCUCCUCUCGGAGCGCGUGCGCGGGCGUGCCCGAGCGCAAGCCAGCCCCGCCCCCUAUCCUCCGCCCCCGCCAGAGCGCGAGUCACCCCUGCCCCGCCCCUCUUCUCCCCCAACCCCAAUCCACCCCCGCCUCGGCCUGAGCGCGAACGGGCGCGGGAACAGUCCCUCCCUAACCCCCGACCCUGCUCUCUCUUCUUCUCCCGCCCCUCCCCUCUGCGCGAACCUCGAUGCAAGCUGUCCCCUAGCACUCCCUUCUUUUGAGCGCGGGCGCGAGCCCGAGCCGCACCCUUGUCCCAGGCGCGACUCCACCCGGGACCAUCCUUCCCCUCCCCAUCUAUGCCCUUGAAUCCUGCCUGGUUCACACUCUCCUCGUGAGCUCUAGAGAAACCUUGUCCGAGUCCUGACAGAGUGGGCAUCUGCAGGCUCCUAGACCUGCGCCACGCACCGGCUCCUUCUGAGGCGGGGGCUUGGUCCUGGGAGGAGCCCUGUGGACAUGCACGCUGUUCCUUGCUACGGAGGAGAGUAAAAAGGGCCUGGGGAAGCAACACCCCCAAGAAAAGGUCCACAGUGAAGUGCGUCCGAAAAUCCGGAAACAGGGAUGGGGAGACCCCUUUGUAAAGAUACUCAAGGAAGAUAUGGGAUUCUCCAGACCCUCCAAAAAAAACAACCGUGGAAUUAAGGAGAGCUUGAGAAGUUGACACUCCCACACACGCACACCCCCAGAACAACCUCCACUUUUUUCCUCAGGAAACCAAUGGCGUGACUCAUGUCAAACCACAAAUUCACAGGUCUGAGCUGGAAAGGACCUUAGAUCGACUAAGAAAAGCACGACCCCGGAGAAGUGAAGGGACUUCACGCCACGGGGCCAGAAUUGAGUGGGGGAUUUCACUUCCAUGUGAAAUUGGGCAAUUCCCCAGCAGCCUUUUUUUUUUUUUAAGAUUCAUUAAAUUCUAAGUCUGAGAGAAACAUUUGAGAUCAUUCCCUUCCACUCUUUUUAGAGAUGGAACCAAGUAAGGAUUAGUUCGAAUUACUCCAGCUAGCUAGUGUGGAGAUCCAAGGCUAGAAAUUAGGUCUACCAUGCUCUUUCUUUUGGCAAGACUUGUAUGACAUUGAGUGAUCCUUCUAAAUUCAACAACUCAGGUGAAAUUAGUGAAUUUAAUAAAAAAAAAAUAACAUCCCUAA
Messenger RNA from Monodelphis domestica (gray short-tailed opossum), 2343 nucleotides. RefSeq lists its product as uncharacterized. NCBI's taxonomy places the organism in Eukaryota, Metazoa, Chordata, Mammalia, Didelphimorphia, Didelphidae. The record is from RefSeq and is a predicted model, not a curated record.